This is a messenger RNA of Notothenia coriiceps (black rockcod), 1584 nucleotides long. RefSeq lists its product as uncharacterized. NCBI's taxonomy places the organism in Eukaryota, Metazoa, Chordata, Actinopteri, Perciformes, Nototheniidae. The annotation marks the transcript as partial. The record is from RefSeq and is a predicted model, not a curated record. The transcript is spliced from 5 exons.
AGAUUGAACCCAGGCCUCCCGUAUACCAGUCGAAGACACUAACCACUGCUCCAACACGCCCACAACAAAGUUACUUUCUGACAUGGACAGUAUGGAAGUUGAUACCACAAAUUGUCAUGGUUUGAGGUGCUUCAUCUGUGGUGGUCCUGGGACUGAAAUGCAAAAACUCUCAAAAGUCACUCAAAAAGGUUAUCAGCAGCUAUUAUCUUAUUCUGAGAUCGUAGAUGAUGCAAUGCUGAUCAACAGACUACAUGAGGACUGGAAUGAUGGAGAUGACCCCAAGCUGAAGUACCAUUUGGAUUGUAGAACCGAGUUGUACCAUCGUUCGAGAAGUGUAUCCAUUGCGAAACGUUCAGGACAAGAUGCUCAAGACCAACGAUCAGACAGGAUGAAAAGACGCAGCGUACUGUCUGGGCCAAGUACUUCAAGUGCUGGUAGCUCCACAUUCCAAACCCCAUCAGCACACCUGGUCUACCGUGAUGUUUGUAUCCUCUGCAAUAAGAGCAUCAAUGUUGAAAUGCUUGUAAAAUACCCUAACACAGCCCGGAAGUUGUAUCGUGCACCUGACAAUCGCUUCCAGGACAGACUGAAAAGGAAUUUGUUGGAGACAGCUGUGAGACGAGGAGAUGCCUGGGGAGUUGAAGUUGCUGGUCGCCUGUCUGGAAUAAUAGAUUUGGUAGCUGAAGAGGCACUGUAUCAUCUUCGGUGCAGGUCCCAGUUCGAGAACCCAGUUACAAACUCUGGGGUCGGACGGCCUACAGAUGAGGAGAGGCAGUUGCUGUUUGAGAAACUGUGCAAAUGGAUGGAUGAAGAAGUGGAGCAUGGUGUAACAAGUCUCGCUGAGAUCCACAUGAAGAUGGAAGAACUUGACCCCACGGAGGACAAAAGUCUCACAUAUGGACGGAUGUAUCUUAAAAAAAAGCUUCAGGAACAUUAUGAGGAGUCUCUCUGUUUCACAUUAGAUGAGGGAGGAAGAUUCAUUGUGUGGCUAAAAGACACUACAGAGGCAAUCCUCCGAGACUACCAUCAGCAGGUCAUCAACCCCUCACAAACCAUGGAUGAUUCUGCACUUAAAGACCUCAUAAUUUCCACUGCCAUUCAUCUGAUCUGUGGAGACUUGGCAAGAGUUUCACUCGACACAAAGCAGUAUCCCUCAGUAGACAGCAUGACCAAUACACAGAGCCAACUUGCUCUGAUUCCUGACAGCCUCAAGCAGUUGCUGAAGGCAAUUGUAAAAACUGACGAAAAGGUGGCAAUGUGGGGACAGAACCUGCUGAAAGCAUACCGCCCUCGAUCAGGAGUUAUGCCCUCCCAACUUGGACUUACAAUUCAGCUUGACCACAUGUUUGGAUCAAAGUGGUUGAUUGACCGUAUUCAUCACUUAGGAUACUCUGAAUCAUAUGUUGAGCUCCAUCACUACAAGUAUUGUUACUUGAACGUGAAAAAUGGAUGUGGUAGCAUGGACCAGGAUACCAUAAUCACAGAUGAAGAUGGUAUAGAUGUUGUGGAGCAUGAGGAAGCAGAGGUCGAUGCAGUCCUAUCUGCAGAACAGCCAGAGGAGCAAGAGGAGAGUGGUUCUGGAAU